AUGAAUGCAGUUGUGAGCAGAACGAGGGUUGUCCUUUUCCCACGCCGGAGGCACUUCUCAUCAAAGAAGGAUUACGACGUGGUAGUGAUAGGCGGCGGCCCUGGGGGCUACGUGUGCAGCAUCCGGUGUGCGCAGAAUAAGCUCAAUGUGCUCAACGUGAACGAAGACCUUAAGCUAGGAGGCACCUGCCUGAACCGAGGAUGUAUCCCCUCCAAGUCCCUCCUGCACAUUGCACACAAUUAUUACGAGGCAAAAAAUAAGUUCAAGGAAAGUGGUAUCAUCAUAGAUAAUAUACACCUCGACGUGGAGACAAUACAUAAGCACAAGAACAAAUGCAUGCAGAAUUUAGCCGACGGAAUAACGUACCUGUAUAAGAAGAACAAAGUGAACCAUCUCAUAGGACAUGGAAGCAUCGUAAAUGAGAACACCGUAUUGGUAAACUGUCAAGGGAAGGAGAAACUCGUGACGGCGGAACGGAUUGUUAUCGCUACAGGGUCCAAGCCGAUCGAAAUUCCACUAAAAAGGCUCAAUGAUCAGAAUGCGAAGGAGGCGGAGACGGUUCAGGACCUCCUACACUAUGACCACCAAGUGAUACAAACAUCGGAUGACAUUCUCAGCUUUAAAAAGAUCCCGAAGAAAAUUUCCAUCAUUGGUGGUGGUGUCAUUGGAUUAGAAAUAGGUUCUGUUUUUGCCAAAAUGGGUUCAGAUGUUAUCAUAUUUGAAUAUAACAACCGGUUGUGCUCUUUUCUAGAUGCAGAUGUAAGUAAAGUGCUGCAAAAAACGCUGGAAAAGAUAAAAAUCAAAUUUGUCUUUAAUACCUCCGUAAUGGGAGGAAACGUCGAAAAUGAGGAAGCCACUUUAUUUACAAAAAAUACCAAGACAAAGGAGAUACAAAAGAUCCAAUCGGAUCUGGUUCUCGUCUGUGUUGGUAGGAGAUCCAAUUUUGACAAUCUGAAUUUGGACAAAGUUGAUAUCGAAUUGGGCAAAAAUAAAAAACUUCAAGUAGAUUCCUCCUUCAGUGUCACAUCCCAUCCAAGUAUAAAAGCCAUCGGGGAUGUGAUUGACGGGCCUAUGCUUGCACACAAGGCAGAGGAAGAAGGAUACAUCCUAGCCAAUAUCCUAUUCAGCGAAUUGAAAUUAAACAAGCCUAAAAAAUCGCAUAUUAAUUACGACCUCGUACCAAGUGUUAUAUAUACGCACCCGGAGGUAGCCAGCGUAGGUCUAAAUGAAGAACAGUGCAAACAAAGGAACAUCCCAUUCAAGGGAGUUACCUUUCCCUUUGCUGCCAACAGCAGGUCUCGAACCAUUGAUGACUUUGAUGGGCUGAUUAAGCUACUCGUUGAAGAUGGGUCAAACAAAAUCCUGGGCUCUCAAAUUGUUGGAAACAAUGCUAGCGAUUUAAUUCUUCCUCUGUCCAUUUAUGUUGGCAGCGGAGGGACCGCCAAAAGUCUGAGUAAGGUUAUUUAUGCCCACCCCACCUUCUCCGAGGUCAUCAAGGAGGUCGCUCUGGCGUCCUUCGACAAGGCCAUCCACAUGUGA
Plasmodium inui San Antonio 1 is the source of this 1539-nucleotide messenger RNA. Its product is annotated as dihydrolipoyl dehydrogenase. The coding region runs from base 1 to 1539 and encodes 512 amino acids. Gene Ontology annotation, cellular component: mitochondrion; oxoglutarate dehydrogenase complex. NCBI's taxonomy places the organism in Eukaryota, Apicomplexa, Aconoidasida, Haemosporida, Plasmodiidae. The record is from RefSeq and is a predicted model, not a curated record. The transcript has 2 exons. Gene Ontology annotation, molecular function: dihydrolipoyl dehydrogenase (NADH) activity; flavin adenine dinucleotide binding.